This is a messenger RNA of Anisakis simplex (herring worm), 706 nucleotides long. Lineage: Eukaryota; Metazoa; Nematoda; Chromadorea; Rhabditida; Anisakidae. The record is from the annotation of a GenBank genome assembly.
UGUUAAGGUUCUCGUGAUUCCGGAGUUUCUCAUCCAUUUAGUGGCCGUCUUCUUUGCAGCCAGUCUUUGCAUCUCAUAUUACAUUUUUGAAAUACCUCUUAUGGUGGAGCGAGACAUUGACAGGGAUACUGCAGCGUAUGUGUUCAGUUCGCAGGGUAUUGCAUCAAUUGUUGGCCGCAUUACAGCCACAUUCAUAAUCCGUAUCACCUCUCUACAUAUUGGUCUGAUGAUGCUAAUGUGUUAUGGCAUCGCACAAGGCAGUAUCUUUUCAGCGAUUUUCUGUACCAACUAUCCACAGUGUUCUUUCAAAGAAAAUAACGAACCAAAAUUUCAGUUCAUAGCACAAAAUAUUCUAUCAGGCUUCGGCGUUGGGAUGUAUUCGGUUUCGUUAACGCCUUUUCUACUGCAUAUCUCAGGUCCAGAACAGUUACCAACUGCAUUCGGAUACACGAAUCUCAUCAAUGGAUUGGCCGGCUUCGUGUCCAUGUUCAUUGGUAAGCUGGCUGACCGAUACGGAGUUGUGAUGGCAUUCGGUGUGGCUGCUUAUUUCGGUAUUGCCAGCAUAAUUGCAUGCUUCAUUGCAAUUAUGCUCAUGUUAUGGAAGGAACGAAAUAAAGAGCAAAGAAAUGAACGUGAGCUCGUUGCAGUCACAGACGAUGUCGAUGUCAAUUUAGCGCAAAAUCCUUCGAAUAAUGAAGAUGUGUAA